AUGGCUGCACAUCUUCUGCCGCCCGUUUUCCUCCUCACAAUCAUCUCUGCUGAUCCCAUCCUCGUCGAACCGGAAAAUGUCACCAAUUCAGCGCAUCGGCUAGUCAUUCAAGACCCUCACCUCCUCCUGCUCCUCUCGAUAGCAAAAAAGGAUCUGCACUCGCCGCAACGCGUGUUCAACCGAUGGCCGUUUUACACUGGCCGUCUAUACACAGCACUGAAUCUUUCAACGUUUCAAUUCUCAACACUCGGACAGGCUACGAAACCACGACUUGCAAACGCCAUCACGAACGGGGAAGCCAGCAUCGAAACCGCCGCGCACCACCGCAUCUUGCGCCGCGCCGUCUCCUCUUCUCUCCCUCGCCCGGCCUCUUUCGUCUGA
Molecule: messenger RNA, 381 nt
Organism: Akanthomyces muscarius
Lineage: Eukaryota; Fungi; Ascomycota; Sordariomycetes; Hypocreales; Cordycipitaceae
Exons: 3
Coding region: 1-381 (126 amino acids)
Source: RefSeq, a predicted model, not a curated record